CUCACUAGUCGGUAGUGUGCAUCAGUGCAUCACUGCCUCAGCUCUCUUCUUCAUUAUCUCUACCUCUCUGAAAUAUGGAAUCACAUUCUUCAGCAAUCCUAGUAGUCCUCGCUCUUCUGGUGUCACUGUCUCCGGUGAGCUUGGCCCCAGCUUCAUGUGACUUCCCAGCUAUAUUCAACUUCGGCGACUCAAACUCCGACACCGGUGGCUUGUCUGCAGUCUUCGGCCAGGCACGUUCACCUGAGGGCAUGACCUUCUUCCACGCCCCGGCUGGCCGCUACUGUGACGGCCGCCUCCUUAUUGACUUCAUAGCUGAGAGCCUCGGACUACCAUUUCUUAGCGCAUAUCUCGACUCCGUGGGAAGCAACUUCACUCACGGAGCCAACUUCGCGACGGCCGGAUCGACCAUCCGGCCUCAGAACACGACUCUUCAGCAGAGUGGGUUUAGUCCCAUCUCCGUGAACGUUCAGUACAACGAGUUCUAUGAUUUUCGUCCUAGGUCUCAAGUGGCUCGUGCUCGAGGUGGUGUUUUUGCACAGCUGAUGCCUAAAGCUGAAGAUUUCUCUCGUGCAUUGUACACCUUUGAUAUUGGUCAGAACGACUUGACAGCCGCUUUGUUCUUGAACAUGUCCGUCGCCCAAGUUAAAGCAAUUGUUCCUGAUGUGCUCGAUCAGUUCAAACAAGUCGUCAAGUGGGUACACAGUCAAGGAGGUAGAAACUUUUGGAUACACAAUACCGGACCGGUGGGUUGUCUGCCGUAUGUACUGGACCGCCUACCGGUCUUAGUCUCGGAGAUGGACCGUUACGGUUGCGCCACUCCUUUUAAUGAACUAGCUCAGUUAUUCAACCGUGGAUUGAAGCACGCUGUGGUCCAGUUAAGGAAAGAGCUACAUUCCUCUGCAAUCACUUAUGUUGAUGUUUACAAGGCCAAGUUCAACCUUAUUAGCCAACCACAAAAGCAUGGAAUUGAAGAGCCGAUAAAAGCAUGUUGUGGCCACGGUGGGAAGUACAAUUUCAAUAUUCAUCUUGGAUGUGGAGGAAGAAAGAAGGUUCAUGGCAAAGAAACAUUAGUGGCGAAGGCAUGUAAAGACCCAUCGGUUCACGUAAAUUGGGAUGGGGUGCAUUACUCCGAAGCUUCUAACAAGAAGAUCUUCGAUCAGAUUGUAGAUGGUUCACUUUCGGACCCUCCGGUCCCUUUGAAAAUGGCUUGCCACAAGCACCAUUGAAUCGCAUAACCGCAUGCGCGACUAUUUUUCAGUAUCGUUCCAAUUUUAUCAGAUGUCUUAUUCCCAAAAGUAUCAAUCGGGUGUAUCCAAACAAAAAGAAUCAAAUGGGACACUCUUUCCAUUGUUCAAAUUAAUAAUUUUAUUACAUGCAAAGCGCAAUCUCCUUUGUUUA
Messenger RNA from Argentina anserina (silverweed cinquefoil), 1398 nucleotides. RefSeq names its product GDSL esterase/lipase At3g26430-like. Lineage: Eukaryota; Viridiplantae; Streptophyta; Magnoliopsida; Rosales; Rosaceae. The transcript is spliced from 5 exons. Gene Ontology annotation, molecular function: hydrolase activity, acting on ester bonds. The record is from RefSeq and is a predicted model, not a curated record. The coding region runs from base 75 to 1226 and encodes 383 amino acids.